Messenger RNA from Penicillium daleae, 513 nucleotides. RefSeq lists its product as uncharacterized. The record is from RefSeq and is a predicted model, not a curated record. Lineage: Eukaryota; Fungi; Ascomycota; Eurotiomycetes; Eurotiales; Aspergillaceae. The coding region runs from base 1 to 513 and encodes 170 amino acids. The transcript is spliced from 2 exons.
AUGAUAUGCCUCUUUUACCCAUUGAACCGUAUCAUAGAUCUCUUCAUCCCGUCCUUUAUGGUGAUGAUAGGGAUCGUUUUCGGGGUCUACACCUUCCUGGAGGUUCUCGCCACCGAACGCAGACGUCGUCUAGCAUUUAAUUUCAAACACUGGCACGAUCAACAGUUCACGCGGCUGUGGAAAACGUUUGGGCCCUUAGGUUCCAAUGUUCUCAGGUCCACAAUAUCUCCUCUGGCCGCGGUUGCGAACGGCGUUGUUUUGGACAUCGGGCCCGGUGAUGGUCAGAAUCUGGCGCACUAUAAAAGCGAGAAUAUAAUGAAGUUGUAUCUUGUUGAGCCGUGCGUUGGAUUGUACAAGAGGCUACGGGAGAAUGUGAAGAAAGCCGGCCUCGAAGAUGUUACUACGAUAAUCGGUCAGUCACUACUUUAUUCAUUCUAUCCUUUCAAACUUCCUAAAUGCGACAUCCAGACUGUGGGGUUCAAAAUGACAAUGUUCUUUAUGACCAUGGCAUAA